ACCAUGUCGAUGUGUAGGGCAUGCUCGUGCACCGACAAGCACGGGACGCAGGAGACGGCGCCCGAGUGCUGCGACGACAACGGGGUGCGGCGCGGGCGGUGCCUCUCGUGCCCGUGCCCGGCAUACUCGUCGACCGAGGGCGAGGCGUGCGUGGCGUGCGAUCACGUGCCAGCUGCGCAUGAAGUUCUCUAUCCGACUGGCCGCCGCAUGGAGGGCUAUCUUCAUCUCCGCGAUCGCGCUCAGGGCUUCCGCCUCGCCGCCCGCAACCCCAUGCUCGACGUCUCGCUCGACCCGCCGGGCUCUUCGGUCGCCUCGUCCGAGCUCCUCAACAUGAUCCACACUGCCCGCUCCGACGACGAUCAGCUGCCGCGGUAGCCGAUUAACGAGUCGCCACUUCUCGGAGCGGUUUACUACGACGGCUUGGCCCGCUUGGCCGGGCGAGCCGGUGAGGCUCGAGCCUGGCCUCGUUCGACCGAUGCUAGCGUGGCCUCGAGGGUGGCGAGCAUGUGCGGGGUCCACUCUUCGGACGAGUGCAUGCCCGAGGGAUCGACGGCCGAGAGCGGCGGGAGCGGAUGCUUGAUGACCGAGUUGUAGAUGCAGCCCCACUGCGAGCCGUCCUUGGUCGGAAUCCACGAGAUGAGUGCGCCGUCGCGGGCCUUGGCUGCGUAGUACGAGUCCUUGGCCUUAUUCUGCUCGAUAAAGGUGUACGGGCCGACGGCCACAAAGCG
This is a messenger RNA of Thecamonas trahens ATCC 50062, 728 nucleotides long. RefSeq lists its product as uncharacterized. NCBI's taxonomy places the organism in Eukaryota, Apusomonadida, Apusomonadidae. The transcript has a single exon. Bases 4 to 375 code for a protein of 123 amino acids. The record is from RefSeq and is a predicted model, not a curated record.